Xenopus tropicalis (tropical clawed frog) is the source of this 473-nucleotide messenger RNA. It is a transcript of the gene bola2B, whose product is annotated as bolA family member 2B. The record is from RefSeq and is marked provisional. Lineage: Eukaryota; Metazoa; Chordata; Amphibia; Anura; Pipidae. Gene Ontology annotation, molecular function: 2 iron, 2 sulfur cluster binding. Gene Ontology annotation, biological process: intracellular iron ion homeostasis; protein maturation.
ACAGGAGCCGGCAAGAUGGCGGAGGGCGCAGCGCUGAGCGCCGAGAGUUUGCGGGAGAAACUGACGCGGGAGCUGCAGGCCGAGCAUGUGGAAGUGCAGGACACGUCGCCCAAUCACUGCUCUACAAGUUUCAAGGUGCUGGUGGUGUCGCCGCUGUUUGAGGGGAAGGCGCUGCUGCAGAGACACAGGCUGGUGAAUGGCUGCCUGGCAGAGGAGCUAAGGGCAAUUCACGCCUUUGAACAGAAGACCCUGACGCCGGCACAGUGGGCACAAGAGAAACAGAAAUGACCCCGUUCCCAGACUGCGCCAAUGGGAUCUCGUGGGCACCGUUCCAGCUCAGAGACUUGUGUGCCCCCCACAGACCCCCAGACUCAGGAAUGAGCAGCACUUAGGGGUGGGGCCAAUGGCAGCGCCAGUGCUGCAGGGGGUACAGAUGGUACCCGAGGGGCAAAUAAAGUCCAUUCCAUUUGGGA